Molecule: messenger RNA, 902 nt
Organism: Eruca vesicaria subsp. sativa (arugula)
Lineage: Eukaryota; Viridiplantae; Streptophyta; Magnoliopsida; Brassicales; Brassicaceae
Source: the annotation of a GenBank genome assembly
CAAUUUGAGGUGCUUAUAAGAAAAAGAAAGUCACUUCAGAGGUUACGAUGUCAGUCCAUUACAGAAUUUUCGGUCACACCAAUUUCUUUUUAAUCUAAAUUUCUUGCAUCUGAGGAAAUACAAAAGCUUUUUACUCCGAAGAAAGAGAGAGGAAACAAAAAAAAAACAAAAUGGAGAAUCUGUUAGGCCUUCUAAGACUUCGUGUGAUUAGAGGUGUUAAUCUCGCCAUUAGAGAUACUAAGAGUAGCGAUCCUUACGUCAUUGUCCGUAUGGGUCAACAGAAAUUACGGACUCGUGUGGUGAAAAAGAAUUUGAAUCCAGAAUGGAAAGAAGACUUGACACUUUCAAUCUCUGAUCCAAUUCUUCCUAUCAAAAUCAUGGUUUACGAUAGGGACUGGUUCUCAAGGGAUGAUAAGAUGGGAGAUGCCUUUUUCCAUAUUGAUCCAUUCCUUGAAGCCAUCAGGAUUCGAAACCAGUUCGGAGGACUCCCCGAAGGAACUGUAAUAACGAAAAUACAGGCAAACAGGCAGAACUGUCUAUCAGAAGAGAGCAGGAUUGUGUGGAACAAAGGAAAGAUUGUCCAAAAUAUGUUCCUUAGGCUCCAGAACGUCGAGUGUGGAGAGAUUGAGCUUCAGCUUGAGUGGAUAGAUGUCUCAGGUCUUCUGAGUAUAAAUGAGCAUGAGGAUGUUGCUUACUAGAUUUAUUUUUAUAUUACAGUAAAUUUUGUUAGAAAUUAUACUCCCUCUGGAUUUUAAAUAAUACAUGAAGUUUCAAGAAAUUUUUUGUUCCAGAUUAGCUGACAUUUUCAUUUUUCAAUAUAAAUUUUAUCAACUUCUUAGGUUAUGUGACCAUUUGUAUUUCACAGUUUAUUUUGUCAUUAGUCAGUUGUGUUUAGAUGAAUA